UGCUUAUAUACGGUGAUAUCCAAAAAAUAGAUCUACCCGGUCGGAAUUCGGUAGAGUUGAUUUCUAUCUCAAUUUACUAUUAUGAACCAAUUUUCACUAUGAAAUAUUGAAAAUUGCUUCUAUUUAUUACAUAAAGAGAUUCAAGUUUCCUUGGAACGGUUUGCCACAGCUGAAUCAAAUUUUUCAUACCAAUUUAGAAUAUCAAAGUACUAUAACACAGCGAGUUCUAUCGGAAAAUUUUGAAAAUCGCGAUAUUUUGCUCGCGAAAGCAGACCGAUCCGAAACAUUUUCAAUAGCGUUUGUCACGUCAGUGUAUAAAAUUUCAUCAAUAUAUUUCAAAAAUUGUGACCUGUAGUUUAAAAAUAAAUCUACAUGGACAGGCAGAUAGACGGGCAGACUAGCUUAGAAAAUCGUUCUAAAUCGAUCAACAUAAUAAAAGGUGCGUCUCUAUUAAGUCCUUCUGUCUUGUUAACGUAAAACCAAUCAGGACUUUUACUGAAUUUAUUAGUUAAUUUAUUCAUUUUUUUGACCAGCUUCUCAGCUCUAUCUCAUACAUAUAUCGAUUAUUGUUAGGCAAGAUAUGGCGGUGAUAAAUGAAAAUAUUUGUUGGCAGAUCAAAUUAACAACUUAGGACUCACAUUUCAAAAUUUUACAAUUAUUCCGUCCUUGUAAAAUUCAAAAAACGGAUAUUUAUAUGAAUGAAAACAAACAUAUGUGCAUUACAAGUUACUUUACGACCGUUUUAUGUACAAAUAUACGAAAGCUAACAGAAAAAAAAAUUAUAUUCGACCGCAACCGAGUAUUUUAUACCCACGAUCGUUAUCCGUCGUAUACCGUCAUGACAUCCGUUAUAUUGAAUUUAGAAUUAACAUAUUUUUAGUCAGAUAAUAUAUCGUCAGGUGAGCUUUCUGUCUCGUUUAUCUUAUGAGUAAUAAGCAGAAAGCAUCAAAAAAUUGAAAAGACCAUUUAUAACUUUGUGUAAACUUGGCCGAUUCUUUCGGUUUAUAAGCAACGCCCACAAGACGAAAUUGCCUUGUUUUUUGAAAACAGAGGUGCUCUCAAAUUAUAUUUUACUGUGGUUGUAUCCUUUCAAUGUUUCUGCCGAGUUUAAAACCGAUAGCUUUUUGUGAACUGGGGAGGGUAUACCACAGACGUUGCACGGACAGACAGACAGGCAGAGGAACAGACGGACAUGCUUAAAUCACCUUAAAAUUUGAUGUUGAUUAAGAAUAUAGAAGUGUCUACAUCUUCCUUCUGAGCGCUGUAAAUAUUUUGACAAAAUAAAUGCACCCCUCAUCCUUCGGUGGUGGGUAUAAAAAAUUAAUUUGACUAAAUUUUAAAUACUGUUCUCUUAAGAAAGCUUCAAAUGAUGGAUUUUCUAUUAACUGUGAACAUCAGAACAAAUAGAACUUUUCUACACGAAUUAUAUUUUAAAGGCUUUUAUAAACAUUGGCGUCGAUAAGACCGUGUUUUAGAUAGAAAUAAUGGAAUGUUCUUCCGUAUAUUCAAAAAUUGUGCACAUCUCAGCUAUAUUAGUAUUAAUAUACUUUAGAGGGAGAGAGAUAUAUGUUUAAAUGUAAAGGUUUAUUGAAUCUUCUAUUCUUAUAGUGAACGCCUUUGGAAAGGUACUAUGCAUAAAUGCAAAAUCAAAGCAACUAAGAGAAAAACUAAACGCGAGGAAGAAAUUGCAAUUAUGUUGAACGUCAACAAUUUCCCCUUGAAAUAUCAGAUGGAGUGCACGGUAAAAUAAUUAUACCGGAAGACAUUGGCAUAAUUAUAAGAAAUCCUCUCUUUGCACGCUUAAAGUCGAUACGUCAAUUAGGUUUCCUUAACUUCCGCUCUAAAAUGGAUGAUAGAAUAAUUGAAUGCAGCCGUUAUGAACAUUCCAUUGGAACUUAUUAUUUGGCCUUAAAAGCUAUAGAAGCUAGUGAAAGAAAUACAGAAUGGAUUAAAAGUAAUCAAGUUGGAGGCAAAAUUCCUGCGUUGUACAGAGACGCUGUCUUGUUGGCCGCUCUUUUACACGAUAUAGGCCAUGCGGCAUUUUCGCAUAGCUGGGAAGACGUGGAUCCGAACUAUGACCAUGAAAUGACAAGUUGGAAAUUGAUUGAUAAAAUAUUUACAGAAAACUGUGAAAUUUUUUCUCAUUUACGUGACAAUUCAAAUUACGGCAUCGAUUUAAUAAAAGCUUUAAUAACUGGUCAUCGUAAGCAUUUCUCCCAUUUCCUUCCGGAUCAAUAUCGUUUCAUCUUUGAGUUUGUUAGUAAUAAAUAUUGUCAAAUUGAUGUUGACAAAUGGGAUUAUCUUAAACGUGACGGACGCGUGUUUGGAGAAGAGUCGCUCACCGAUUUCGAAGACGUGUUCUUGAAUGCCCGCGUCACUGAAGACGGCAACCAUAUCGAAUACUUAUGCUCUGAUCGGUAUAAAAUCAUUCAAUUAUUUACCACAAGGUGGAGAUUUUAUAGAGACUAUUAUUGUCAAACUCAUAACAUCAUUUCCAAUGCUAUAUUCAAGAAAAUUAUUAGACGAAAUUUUACGUUAAGUGAAUUGGAAAAGUGUUAUCAAGCUGACACCUUUUUGAACUUCAUUGAUGAAAAAAUACUCUCAGCGGUCAAAAAUGAUUCUUUAACGAGAUUUCUCAAUAAAUCCGUAGCAUAUAAAGAAAUACCUUCAAAGAAAUUCAAAGCGAUUUGCGAAUGUUUGCCUAAUUCGUAUGCUGAUAGUGAAACCUUUCACAUACAACCGGUGUCGAAGUAUUUCCCCAAAAACAAAGUGUGCUUAUAUCCAGAUCGGGGUAAUUUUGAUACAAUAAGUGAUGAAACGAUUUUUAUAAAAAAAACUAUUAAUUUUGUUUGCUCGGAGAGUGAUAAUGUUAUCUAUUUUAAUAUAAAGGAUGAAACUAAAUACUUCCAACAGGAUCUUUGCCUAGACGCUUAAAGAAAAUCCAGCUGUGCCGAUAGCUAAAUUUUAUUUAUGCUUAACCAAGAUUAGCUAUGCCAGUAAAAGCGCAUAAAAACUGCCCUCUUUGGAAAGCCUUAUCUUGGACUAGCAUCUUUCAGAAGAAUAUUCUACAUAAGCUAACAUAUUAGUAAAAUGAAUUAAUGAAAUGAUGAUAAGUUAUUUUACUCGAUAUGCAGGAUAUAUUUUCAUAAUCAUUUAAUAAGUUUUUCAAAUUUUUUUUUCCAUUUGUUUAUCUAUUUUCUCC
Messenger RNA from Glossina fuscipes, 3202 nucleotides. RefSeq names its product deoxynucleoside triphosphate triphosphohydrolase SAMHD1 homolog. Gene Ontology annotation, cellular component: nucleus. The transcript is spliced from 7 exons. Gene Ontology annotation, molecular function: dGTPase activity. The record is from RefSeq and is a predicted model, not a curated record. Gene Ontology annotation, biological process: dGTP catabolic process. Lineage: Eukaryota; Metazoa; Arthropoda; Insecta; Diptera; Glossinidae. Bases 1846 to 2934 code for a protein of 362 amino acids.